Molecule: messenger RNA, 1020 nt
Organism: Leptopilina heterotoma
Lineage: Eukaryota; Metazoa; Arthropoda; Insecta; Hymenoptera; Figitidae
Product: venom metalloproteinase 3-like
Exons: 8
Coding region: 1-1020 (339 amino acids)
Biological process (GO): proteolysis
Molecular function (GO): metalloendopeptidase activity
Source: RefSeq, a predicted model, not a curated record
AUGUAUCGAGAUGUAGAAGCUAUCAAGAAAUACAUUGCGACCUAUUGGAGUGCAGUAGAUUUAAGAUACAGACAAUUAUCAAAUCCAGCCGUGAGAUUAAAUAUUGCUGCUGUUAUUUUAUCAACGGGGAGACAGGAAGUGCCAUUUAUACAGAGUAGUAUAUACGAUCGUAUUAAAAUUGAUGCCGAUAAGGUAUUAAUUGAAACUGGAAAAUAUUUAUUGUCAAAUAAAAUAUUUCGAUUUCGUGACAAUUUUGAUUUGUCCUUAACAAUGACAAGUCGCAACAUGUGCACUAUAGACACAAAUGGCGAUGACUGUUCUACGAUGGGUUACGCCUACGUUUCGAGCGCUUGUUCAGUAAUAAAGUCUGAGGAUAAUUCAUACAAAAUGGUAGAGGGUGUAGGAAUGGUUGAGGACAAUGGGGGGUUUAAAGGAAUUAUGCUCGCUGCUCAUGAACUCGGUCACAUCUUGGGUGUGGAACACGAUGAAGUUGGUAAUUGCAAAUAUCGUUAUGGCAUUGAAGAUGGUUACAUUAUGGAAAAUCAACUCGCAUUUUCUGACAAUUCAUUUGAUUGGUCACCUUGCAGUCUGCGGAAUUUCAGUAUUUUCUUAAACCACGGUAAUGCGACGUGCCUAAGAAAUAAACCAAUAAUUGGUAAUAAAAUAAAUAAUUUUCUACCUGGACAACUUUACUCAUUGGAACAUCAAUGUGAAAAACAUUAUCCAGGAUCGAGACCAUGCAAAGAAGGGACAUUUCUUCGGAAUAUUUGUUUGGAAUUAAAUUGUAUUUUACCAUUUACUAACGAGUGUGUAAGAACUGUACCUGCAGCGGAAGGAUCACCUUGUGGUCUUAAUUCAGGUCAGGGCAAGGAGAAAUGCGGUAAGUCGAAGAGGCCGGCAACUAGAUUUACGAUUGCGAGCAGACUGUACGUAUUCCUCACCGCGGCAGUCAGGUUCCCAGACGUUUACGGACGAACUCCGACCCCUAAGCGAAGACUAACUGGCGCGGUUGGCCAAUAA